This is a messenger RNA of Pelobates fuscus (common spadefoot toad), 5596 nucleotides long. It is a transcript of the gene DIP2B, whose product is annotated as disco interacting protein 2 homolog B. The transcript is spliced from 38 exons. The coding region runs from base 121 to 4857 and encodes 1578 amino acids. The record is from RefSeq and is a predicted model, not a curated record. NCBI's taxonomy places the organism in Eukaryota, Metazoa, Chordata, Amphibia, Anura, Pelobatidae.
UAAGUGUGUCCUGUGGUCAUGUGACGUGAGGCAGGGCCUGGCAUGGCGGCCGUGAUGAGGGUUUUGCUCUGAGCUCCGGUGAAUCAGUCCCCGCAGCGCACACUGUAACCCGGCCCGUCCAUGGCGGAGAGAGCCUUUGACCUGUCCGCCCUCCCCAAGGAGGUGAGGGAGCAGCUGGCGGAGCUGGAGCUCGAGCUGUCAGAAGGAGAUAUAACCCAAAAGGGAUAUGAAAAGAAAAGGGCAAAACUUCUUGGUCCCUAUAUCCCACAAACACAAGGUGUUGACCCAGCACUACAGAAAGAUCAUCGGAACCAGAAUUCAUCAGGAUCCCCUGCGGCUCCAGCACAGUCAUCCUCUAAGUAUCAUAGAGCCAGAUCUGGAGGGGCCAGAGAUGAACGGUAUCGCUCAGAUAUCCACACAGAGGCUGUGCAGGCUGCUCUGGCCAAGCACAAAGAACAGAAGAUGGCUUUGCCUAUGCCAACCAAAAGGAGGUCAACCUUUGUACAGUCACCAGCAGAUGCGUGUACACCUCCAGACACAUCAUCUGCAUCUGAGGAUGAAGGUUCCUUGAGACGUCAGGCUGCUCUGUCUGCCGUCCUGGCCCAGAGCUUACAGAAUGCAGAAUCAUGGAUAAAUAGGUCUGUUCAGGGAUCUUCCACAUCCUCUUCUGCCUCCUCUACAUUGUCACAUGGAGAAGUCAAAAGUACUAGUGGCUCAUUAGCCGAUGCCCUGUCUAGUCUUCAUAUAGAAAGUUUCUCUGCUCCACCUGAUGUCACUACCACUUCAAACACCACCACAACCACUUCCUCCUCCUCUUCAUCCAUAUCCUCUAUGCGGCCAGCAAGCAUGGACUUGCCCCCUGGUGGCCUGGUGAAGGGCAUGCAUAAAGCAGCCAGGAGAUCUAGUUUGAUGGACACUGCGGAUGGUGUUGCUGUGAAUAGUCGUGUGUCCACAAAAAUACAACAGUUACUUAACACAUUAAAGCGACCAAAAAGGCCACCGCUAAAAGAAUUCUUUGUUGAUGACUUUGAAGAGAUUGUGGAAGUUCCUAGGCCUGAUCCGAACCAACCCAAACCAGAAGGUCGCCAGAUGACCCCGGUUAAAGGAGAGCCACUGGGUGUAGUGUGUAACUGGCCGCCAUCCAUUGAAGCAGCUUUACAACGCUGGGGAACAACGCAAGCUAAAUGUUCUUGUCUUACUGCCCUUGAUGUCACUGGAAAACCUGUUUACACUUUAACAUAUGGCAAACUGUGGACCAGAAGUGUGAGACUGGCUUAUACCCUACUUAACAAACUAGGAACCAAAAAUGAACAAGUGCUAAAACCAGGAGACCGGGUGGCGCUUGUUUACCCGAAUAACGACCCAGUCAUGUUUAUGGUAGCCUUUUAUGGCUGUCUCUUGGCAGAAGUGAUCCCAGUGCCAAUUGAGGUACCUCUUACUAGAAAGGAUGCUGGUGGACAUCAGAUUGGAUUCCUGAUGGGAAGCUGUGGUGUGAAGCUUGCCCUUACCACCGAGGUUUGCUUGAAGGGCCUUCCAAAAACACAGAAUGGGGAAAUAGUGCAAUUCAAAGGAUGGCCAAAACUCAAGUGGGUUGUGACAGAUUCCAGAUACCUUUCAAAGUCACCAAAGGAUUGGCAGCCACACAUCACCGCAGCUGGUAUCGAACCUGCAUACAUUGAGUAUAAAACAAGCAAAGAAGGAAGCGUGAUGGGUGUCACCAUUUCUCGGAUAGCCAUGCUUUCUCAUUGCCAAGCCCUCUCGCAGGCAUGUAACUAUACGGAGGGAGAAACCAUUGUGAAUGUCCUAGAUUUUAAGAGGGAUGCUGGCCUAUGGCAUGGCAUGCUAACGAAUGUAGUAAACAAAAUGCACACAGUCAGCGUUCCAUACUCUGUGAUGAAAGCUUGCCCACUGUCGUGGGUGCAAAGGGUUCAUGUAAAUAAAGCCAGAGUUGCUGUAGUGAAAUGUCGGGACCUGCACUGGGCAAUGAUCGCACACAGGGAACAAAAGGAUAUCAGUUUGGCCUCACUGCGAAUGCUUAUUGUAACAGAUGGUGCUAAUCCAUGGUCUGUAUCAUCAUGUGAUGCUUUCUUGAAUUUGUUUCAAAAUUACGGGCUUAAACCUGAAGCAAUCUGUCCUUGUGCCACAUCUCCUGAAGCAAUGACUGUAGCGAUUCGAAGGCCUGGCGUACCUGGAGCCCCUCUUCCUGGUAGAGCCAUCCUCUCUAUGAACGGGUUAAGCUAUGGUGUGAUCAGGGUGAAUACGGAAGACAAGAACUCCGCUCUCACUGUGCAAGAUGUGGGACAUGUCAUGCCAGGAGGUGUAAUGUGCAUAGUAAAACCUGAAGGCUCACCUCAGCUCUGUAAAACUGAUGAGAUAGGGGAAAUAUGUGUGACCUGUAAAGGAGGCGGCAUCAUGUACUAUGGGCUGACUGGCGUCACAAAGAAUACUUUUGAGGUUUUACCGGUGAAUGCCUCGGGAUCUUCUAUUGGGGACACUCCUUUCAUUCGGACUGGUUUAUUGGGGUUCGUGGGGCCUGGAAGUUUAGUUUUUGUGGUUGGAAAAAUGGAUGGUACACUGGUCGUGAGUGGAAGGAGGCAUAAUGCAGAUGAUAUUGUGGCAACAGCAUUGGCUGUAGAAUCUUUUAAAACCUUGUACAGAGGAAGGAUUGCCGUCUUUUCCAUCACUGUGUUCUAUGAUGAACGGAUUGUUGUGGUCGCAGAACAGAGACCUGAUGCUUCAGAGGAAGAUUCAUUCCAGUGGAUGAGUCGUGUGCUGCAGGCCAUUGAUAGUAUUCACCAGGUGGGUGUUUACUGUCUUGCCCUGGUACCCGCCAAUACUUUGCCAAAAACUCCACUGGGAGGAAUCCACUUGUCUCAGACGAAGCAGCAGUUCCUGGAAGGCAACUUACACCCGUGUAACAUUCUCAUGUGUCCGCACACAUGUGUCACUAACCUGCCAAAGCCAAGGCAGAAACAGCCAGGAGUUGGACCAGCAUCUGUUAUGGUUGGUAACCUGGUUGCCGGAAAGAGGAUUGCUCAGGCAUCAGGCAGAGAUUUGGGACAGAUAGAAGAAAACGAUCUAGUGAAAAAGCACCAAUUCCUUUCGGAGAUAUUACAAUGGCGAGCUCAAACAACUCCUGAUCACGUGCUGUUUAUUCUUCUAAAUGCCAAGGGCACAGCCGUUUGCAAUGCCUCUUGUUUGCAACUGCACAAAAGAGCCGAGAGGAUAGCAGGUGCUUUGUAUGAUAAAGGCCAUCUCAAUGCUGGAGAUAACGUGGUGCUUCUUUAUCCUCCUGGAAUUGAGCUGAUUGCAGCAUUCUAUGGCUGUCUGUAUGCUGGCUGCAUUCCAGUAACGGUCCGACCUCCUCAUGCACAAAACCUCUCCGCCACUUUACCCACAGUGCGAAUGAUUGUAGAUGUUAGUAAAGCUUCCUGCAUCCUCACAACGCAAACUUUACUGAGAUUGCUGAAGUCCAAAGAAGCAGCUGCAGCUGUGGAUGUGAAAACGUGGCCAACAAUCAUUGACACCGAUGAUUUACCUAGGAAGCGGUCACCACAAGUGUAUAAACCACCUACGCCAGAAAUGCUGGCAUACCUCGAUUUUAGUGUUAGCACAACUGGCAUGCUCACUGGUGUUAAGAUGUCCCAUGGGUCAGUCACCGGACUCUGCCGGUCUAUAAAACUCCAGUGUGAGCUGUACUCGACUCGUCAGAUUGCCAUUUGUCUGGAUCCUUACUGUGGACUUGGCUUUGUACUUUGGUGCCUUUGCGGUGUUUACUCCGGUCACCAGUCAAUAUUAAUUCCUCCUAUGGAGCUGGAAUCCAACUUAUUCCUGUGGCUUUCUGCAGUGAGUCAGUACAAAAUCAGGGACACAUUUUGUUCCUAUUCUGUAAUGGAGAUGUGCUCAAAGGGACUUGGAAACCAAAUCGAGGUGCUAAAGACAAAGGGCAUUAAUCUGUCCUCUGUACGGACAUGUGUGGUGGUGGCAGAAGAACGUCCAAGAGUUACGCUGACAUACUCAUUUUCCAAACUUUUCAAGGACAUCGGCCUGUCUCCACGAGCUGUCAGUACCACCUUUGGAUCAAGGGUCAAUACCGCUAUAUGUUUACAGGGAACCUCAGGGCCAGAUCCUACAACUGUAUAUGUGGAUCUCAAAUCCCUUCGACAUGACAGGGUACGCUUGGUGGAGAGGGGAUCGCCGCAGAGUUUACUUCUUUUGGAGUCUGGAAAGAUUUUACCUGGAGUCACAGUGAUUAUUGUUAAUCCAGAGACCAAAGGACCAUUGGGGGAUUCUCAUCUGGGCGAGAUCUGGGUGAACAGUCCUCACACGGCCAGUGGAUAUUACACAAUCUAUGACAGUGAAAGUCUGCAGGCUGACCAUUUUAACACCAAGCUUAGCUUUGGGGACACACAGACACUUUGGGCUAGAACUGGGUAUCUUGGUUUUGUCCGCAGAACGGAACUGACGGACGCAAGUGGAGAACGACAUGAUGCACUUUAUGUUGUUGGAGCACUGGACGAAACACUGGAGUUAAGGGGGUUACGUUACCACCCAAUAGACAUUGAGACUUCAGUGUCACGCACACACCGGAGCAUUGCUGAAUGUGCCGUUUUCACAUGGACCAACUUACUGGUGGUGGUGGUGGAGUUGUGCGGCUCUGAGCAAGAAGCUCUGGACUUGGUUCCUCUGGUAACCAAUGUGGUGCUGGAGGAACAUUACUUGAUUGUGGGUGUUGUGGUGGUAGUGGACCCUGGAGUUAUACCCAUCAAUUCUCGAGGAGAGAAGCAGCGGAUGCACCUGCGUGACAGUUUCUUGGCUGACCAGUUGGAUCCAAUCUAUGUUGCAUACAAUAUGUAAAGAUAAUCACAGACUGAAACGAGUUGAGAUAAAGCCAGAUAUAAUUUAUCAGAUUUCAUUGAAAAUACCAAUGCUUGAUAGUUUGAAACGUGUAUUACCUUUUUCUAUUGAAACAAUAUCUCUGCAUUAUUUUAUGAAAGGGAGCACUUUGCUAAGGUAGUAUUAAAAGCAAAUCACUGGACAUUUAGCAGCAUUGCCAUGGCAGAGCUAACAGUACGGGUGCAAUGUGCUAACAUUUGUCACUGGCGCUAACCCCUUGCGUGGAUCCCAAAUUCUUCGUUGUUCAAAAGAAUUUGACUUUGUUCAGAUUCACCGAAGCUGUAGAUCAUUUGGAAUUGCAUUGUGUCCGUUUACCCCUUGUGAAUGCCAGAGGGAACAUACAUUGCUUUGCACAUUCCUUUCACUCUAAACGUUAAUGUAACAUAAGAAUGCUUUUUCCUGAAGGUGCCAUGAUCGUCCUGCUUUUGUGUAGCAGGGUUUUUCAAGAUGGGAGAAGCUAUGACCGCUCUAAGGGAGAUUAUUUAGAAAGAUCAAGAAAAUAAGAAUUUGACAAAAAUGUAGAUUUGUUUUUUUUCCAUUUAGAUAUGUCUUAAAUGUAAAAUAUUCUCCUUAUAUUUUAAAUAUGUAAAUAUUAAUAUAACAGAUCAGCUUGUGGUAAAUAUGGAAUUGGUGUGGAAUUGAUAUAAGGCUGCCUUUGAGGGUUUUUAGCAUUUUACUAGAUUUCUCCCCCCCCCCCCCC